UUACAAAUCAAAAACAAAGAGGACGAUCCAAAACCUUUAAAGGGUUUACUAAGUUCUUGAUUUCGUAAUGACAAUGAGUACUUUUCUUUUUUGGAAGAAAAAGACCCCAGCAGAGCUGUUGCGGGAGAAUAAGCGAAUGCUUGAUAGAUCUAUUAGAGAAAUAGAAAGGGAAAGGCAAGGUUUGCAGACACAAGAGAAGAAAUUGAUUGUGGAGAUUAAGAAAAAUGCCAAACAAGGCCAAAUGGGAGCUGUUAGGAUCCUGGCGAAAGAUCUUAUCAGAACACGGAAUCAAAUUGAGAAAUUUUUCAAGCUUAAAUCCCAACUGCAGGGUGUCUCACUUAGGAUUCAGACACUAAAGUCAACACAAGCAAUGGGCCAGGCGAUGAGAGGGGUCACAAAGGCUAUGGGGAAGAUGAACAAGCAGAUGAACCUGCCAUCCUUGCAAAAAAUAAUGCGAGAAUUUGAGAAACAGAACGAGAAGAUGGAAAUGGUCGGUGAGGUUAUGGGUGAUGCCAUUGAUGAUGCUUUGGAAGACGAAGAUGCAGAGGAACAAACAGAAGAGCUGGUGAGCCAGGUCCUUGAUGAGAUUGGAAUCAACAUAAAUCAAGAGUUGAUGAAUGCGCCAUCAGGUUCCGUCCCCACCCCUGCUGCAAAGAACAAGACGCCACAAGCUGAAGCAGAUGCAACCGAUGAUAGUGGCAUAGACAGCGAUUUACAGGCAAGGUUAGAUAAUUUGCGGAAAAUGUAGGUAACAACAUAUUAUUAUGAUAUUAAAUAUAUGUAAAUCAUUGACUUGUCUUUGAACCA
Erigeron canadensis is the source of this 807-nucleotide messenger RNA. Its product is annotated as vacuolar protein sorting-associated protein 2 homolog 1-like. Gene Ontology annotation, biological process: endosome transport via multivesicular body sorting pathway; late endosome to vacuole transport; protein transport. The coding region runs from base 68 to 748 and encodes 226 amino acids. Lineage: Eukaryota; Viridiplantae; Streptophyta; Magnoliopsida; Asterales; Asteraceae. The transcript has 5 exons. The record is from RefSeq and is a predicted model, not a curated record. Gene Ontology annotation, cellular component: ESCRT III complex; multivesicular body.